AUGUUGGGGAAAUGUAACUUUCUGCUUGAAAUUAGCCCCUUGAUAGCGAGAAAUACCACAAAAGAUGUGUUGCUGAACAACACUUGCCCACAUGCAACUCUGCGUUUAGCAACACUAACGCCAUGCUACCACCGAGCUGUCAAAAAAGUUCUUUCCUUCUCUUUCUUUCCGGUUAGCGUCAUGCCUUUCGAGAGAUUCGUACAAACUGGUCGCAUUGCCAAGGCCUCCGCCGGUCCCCUGAAGGGGCGCCUGGUGGCCAUUGUCGACGUGAUUGACCAAAACAGAGUUCUGGUAGAUGGUCCUCUGACUGGCGUGCCCCGUCAGGAAUACAGAUUAAACAAUCUGCAUCUGACCAAGUACCGCAUCAAGUUCCCCUACACCGCGCCCACGCGCAUCGUGCGCAAGGCCUGGACGGAGAGCGACCUGAAGGCCCAGUGGAAGGUCAGCCCCUGGUCCGUCAAGGCACAAAACAUCUGCAAGCGCUCCUCGUUGAACGACUUUGACCGCUUCAAGCUGCGUUAUGCCAAGCGCCAGCGCAACAAGCUGCUGACCAUCGCCUUCAACACACUGAAGAAGCGCACCAAGGCUGACGGCACUCCCCGCGUCCUGAAGAAGGAUCGUCGCGAGCGUCUGCGUGCCGAGAAGGCCAAGGGUGGCAAGAAGGCCGCGGCCAAGAAGUAAAAAUACUACCUUUAACGAAAGUAACUGCUUGAUGAACAUCCACCACCAUGGAGAAAAUAAAAGAAAGUGUUAUUUUUAGGAAAAACACAAGCA
This is a messenger RNA of Drosophila sechellia, 774 nucleotides long. RefSeq names its product ribosomal protein L14 (gene RpL14). The record is from RefSeq and is a predicted model, not a curated record. Gene Ontology annotation, molecular function: RNA binding; structural constituent of ribosome. Bases 1 to 681 code for a protein of 226 amino acids. Gene Ontology annotation, cellular component: ribosome; cytosolic large ribosomal subunit. Lineage: Eukaryota; Metazoa; Arthropoda; Insecta; Diptera; Drosophilidae. Gene Ontology annotation, biological process: ribosomal large subunit biogenesis; translation. The transcript has 5 exons.